AAGUUAAAUGGCAAGUUUGUAACUUGAUAUUAGUAUUAGAAAAAGCUAAUGAGUUGAAGCUAACUCAUUUAAAUAUGGUUUUAUACUCUAAUUGUGAACAAACUGCGAAUCUUUUAAUCAAAACAUGAUUGGGUUAAAGUUUAAACGAUUAAAUAGACUUUAUUUUAAAGUUAAAUGGCUAUCAAAUUGGUCAUCUGUCUUGCUUAUCAGUCUGUUGGUUGUACUUGAUAAUGUUCAUGGUUUCAAUUUCCAGGAUGACACCGAGUCUACUUCGAUUCCAAUUUUCGAUUCCGACACCAAUUCAAAUGGUUUACUUGUCGGUGGCUCCUUUGAGUAUUACGAGGAUAAUGGUAAUGCUACUGAAAAAAGUGAUCAAGAUGAUUAUAUCGAUUCAUCAGGUUUAUCUGGACCAGGAGGAAUUCUUGAAGACUAUGUUCCCGCAGGAAAUGAUGAAAUUCCUCAAAUGAUUAACAGAGUGAUUGGAGGUAUUCCUGCUGAUGAAGAUACCUUCCCUUACAUAGUCUCUUUGCGUUAUAAUUAUGCACAUCAUUGCGGAGCGUCAAUUUUAUCACCAACUUGGAUUUUAACUGCCGCUCAUUGUGUGAAAAAAGAAACCCCUCAUUUAUAUCGCGUUCAAGCAAAUUACAACAAUCUCAGAGAUCAAAGACAAAAAUUUUAUGAAGUGCGAAAAAUAAUUGUCCCAUCUCGUCGCGGUGAUUACGCAGAUGAUAUUGCACUUGUGAAACUAGCUGAACCACUUCCUUUAGGAGACAAAAUUACCACUGUUAAGUUACCGUCCUAUCCACCAAAAUCAGGACAGAAAGUAACUGUUGCUGGAUGGGGUGCGGUGGGGAAAAAAUCCACUGAUAAACUGAUGACCGCUGACUUUCCAUUGAGAAGUAAAACAGAGUGUGGCACAGUUUUUCGUAGACAAUGGAAUAGCGGAAUGAUUUGUGCUGGAAUCAAAGGAGUUGAUGCUUGUCCUGGUGAUUCGGGUGGACCAUUGGUAAUAAGAGGUCCAACCCCUCGAGAUGAUGUUUUAAUAGGUGUUGUAUCUUGGGGUCCAAUUUGUGGAACCUCAUAUGGGGUCUAUGCUGAUGUUUGGCACUAUCGAAGAUGGCUAGAAUCCAAUACCGAUCUUGACGACCCUAAUAACGAUCGUAAAUUUCCAUGGCAUAGCUAUGUAGAUAAUGAACCAAACAAAGGUCGUCCAGGACGCUGGCCAAAUAAGUGGCGAUCAGCAGAAGUCAGCUCUUGGAAUGAUAAUCCGAUAAGUAGGACAAUAUCUAAGGUUUUGGAGCCUUUGCGGAGAAGUCAAGAUAAGAAUAAUGAUGACAGUGACUCGAACUGAAUCUCAUAGCAAAUUAAUUGCUCCUUCAAAAAUUGAAAUACAAUCUUAAUAAAAUUGUUGAAUUAAACAAAUGA
Tetranychus urticae (two-spotted spider mite) is the source of this 1425-nucleotide messenger RNA. RefSeq names its product trypsin-3-like. The record is from RefSeq and is a predicted model, not a curated record. Gene Ontology annotation, biological process: proteolysis. NCBI's taxonomy places the organism in Eukaryota, Metazoa, Arthropoda, Arachnida, Trombidiformes, Tetranychidae. Gene Ontology annotation, molecular function: serine-type endopeptidase activity.